This is a messenger RNA of Drosophila melanogaster (fruit fly), 1997 nucleotides long. RefSeq lists its product as uncharacterized. The transcript has 3 exons. Bases 322 to 1803 code for a protein of 493 amino acids. Lineage: Eukaryota; Metazoa; Arthropoda; Insecta; Diptera; Drosophilidae. The record is from RefSeq and is marked reviewed.
GCGCAGUCGAGUUCCGCGUCCCCGAGCGUUGAGUUCAGUCUUAUAAAGAGCAGCAGCAUCCGAUUUCCUGGCAGAGCGGGAAAACCAAUCGUCACGCGCGCCAAGCCAAUUUCAAAACUAUUUUCCAAUAUUAUUUAUUUUUUUUUUUUUUUGCCACACACGGAGUGCUAUAGUUUUUUUGUUGUGUUCCAAGUGCAAUACGGAAGUGUGUCUGACCAGCAACUGGAGUUACAGCGCACAGGAGAGCGGGCUAGAAGGAUAGCAGGAUAACUAGGAUAACUGGAUAACAGGAUAAACCUACUUAUAGAUUCGCAAAUCAAGAUGACCAGCUCGAGGAAUAUGCUACUGAUGCUGCUCCUGGUGGCCAGUGCCUCCAUACUUCAACUGGAGGCCAAGACCGUGUUCCGGCGCACAGACAAGAUAUCGGAGAACUUCAAGCAGUUAGAUUUGCCGCCAGAGGAGAUCGAUCCCAAUGUGGCGCCACCGGAAUCGGAGCCGCCCAAGGUGGAGGAUGUCGCUGAUGUGGCGGAUGAGGUGGUCAAUGCCGUGUCGCCUGCUUCGUCCAUCGACGAGAGUGCCAAUGAGAUAGCCAGCGGUGAUGUGGAUACCCCGAAUGCUGCAGCUUCCGUUGCAGAAGCUGUCGCCCCAGCCGCUGCCGUUCCCGAGGUCGCAGAGGCAGCUGCUCCGGCGGUGGCCACCACUCUAGCGGCCAAGCCUACCACUGCACCGACCACCGCCAAGCCGGAGAAUCCCAUCAGCAAGUUCUGCAAGUGCUCGGAGAGCCACUGCGACUGCUGCCGGAAGUUCGGAUUGCCAUUGCUGCCCAGCGGACCUGGCUGCGCCAAGAUCGCCUAUGUGGGCAACGACGAGAUGAGCGUGUCCCUCAAAUACGGUGGCAUCACCUUGGCCUCUCGUCGCAUCUCCAGCAAGCGGGCUCGCCCCAUUUGCGUGGGCCUGCCCGGCGGCUACUCCAAGUUCUGCGGCAAGGUCUAUGGUCUGUCCCGUUCCAAGGAGUCCAAGGACUUCAAGGCAUGCCUGGCCUUUGAACUGCGCUCCGACGACGAGGUGGAGGCCUCCCUGCGCGUCUCCUGUUUCAAGUUUGGACCGGAAGGAGUCCGGGUGGCCGAGGCGGAGCCGUUGCCUGUGAAGCCCAGUUCGGAUGACGAUGAUGACGACGAUGAUGACCUCUUUGGAUUUGCCGCUGGUGGCGACGAUGACGAGGAUGAGGAGGACGACUAUGACAGCGACAACGAUACGGAUGCGGAUGCCGAUGACGACGAUGACACCGAGGACUAUGCCGAUGAUGACGAGGCCGAGGCGCCCGAGGAUGCUGAUUACGGUGGCUUUAGUUUGGCCGGACUUCUGGACGAGCUCGACGAUGACGACGAUGAGAAGCCGGUUAAGAAGCCAGCGGCUGCGGCUGCGUCAGCGGCUGCUGACCAAACCCGCGAGCAUGUAAUUGCCGAUGGCCAGGUGACCGCGACUACGACGAACGGCGACCAGGUGCAGAGCAAGGACGAUACGGGAGCUCCUGCCGCUGGCGAGGCUGUUGCAGCUGCUGCACCUGCUGCGCCUGCUGCUCCUCUUGCUGCUCCUGCAGCCGCAGCACCGAUUGAGGGAGAAGUGGCCGCAGCGGUGACACCGGCUACCACAGCUGCCGCCGAUGAAGACUCCACCACGCCCAAGUCCAAGAAGUCCAAGAAGGCGAAAAAGAACAAGAAGAAGAAGGCCGCCGCAGAGGCGACGGAUGAGACUGGAUUCGCCUACGAGCUCCUCAAUGGCAUCCUGGAUUUUUUCAACUGAGCGGCCAGCGCGAGUUUGCCAACAUGCUGGGCAAUAGUGUAAAUACCUUGUACCGCCGCAGCUGGUCGACACAAAUUUAGUUCAUAGUUCAUAGGUCGUAGCGCUUAAGGGCCCCCCGAAAUUUCACAUAUUUAUUUCAACUUCGAUAAUUUAUUUUAAAUUUAUAACGAAUAAAAAUGAAAAAUGUACUACCC